Messenger RNA from Lachancea fermentati, 1704 nucleotides. The record is from the annotation of a GenBank genome assembly. Lineage: Eukaryota; Fungi; Ascomycota; Saccharomycetes; Saccharomycetales; Saccharomycetaceae.
AUGAAUGGAAAUAAGCUGGCUCAAACAGAGACGAAAAUAGUGGAGGAGAUCAGCAUGAAAAAAGAUCCUGAAAGCAGCGAAAAGGUGGAAACUUCUGAUUCACCUAGUGAAGUCACAAUCAGCGAGGUCUCACAAGUAUUCGCGAACUCACAUGAUAACAUUCUACCGCUCAAAAACCUGCUCAUCGUAUUUUCUGCCAUGGCAGUUGCAUUAUUUCUCUCCUUUGUAGACCAAACAGGAAUUACUAUUGCCCUACCUUAUAUUGCUGAGGAAAUGGAUGCCAGCGAUACAAUUUCCUGGGCAGGUACAGCGUCUCUGAUAAGCACCACAGUCUUUAUGGUUUUAUUUGGUCGAUUCAGUGACAUCUUCUCGAGGAAAUAUGUACUUAUAGGCUGCAUGAUAAUCCUGGCCUUUUUUGAUUUAGCAUGCGGAUUUGCUCAAAAGCCCUACCAGCUGUAUAUAUUCAGAGGCAUGUGCGGCAUCGGAAAUGGUGGCAUCACUUCGCUAACUAUGGUCAUUGUUUCGGACGUUGUCACCCUGGAAGAUCGAGGAAAAUACCAGGGUAUUUUGGGCUCUUGUGUAGGUAUGGGUAACGCUCUGGGCCCAUUCCUUGCAUCAGCUUUCAUUAAACAUUACUCUUGGAGACAUUUCUAUUACAUGCUAUUCCCAAUAGGUUUUUGUGCAAGCGGCCUCGUAUAUUGGCUAGUUCCGUACACUCGUCCCGAUUGUGCGAUGAAGGAGAAGCUUUUGAAGAUUGACUAUUUUGGUUUUUUGUUCAGCUCAAUAGGCAUAAUAUUUUUACUAAUUCCAGUAAGUGGCGGAGGUUCGUUUUAUUCCUGGUCCAGUCCCUUCGUCAUUUCAAUGAUAGUGAUUGGUGGAGUAUCGCUUAUAAUAUUCCUGUAUAUUGAACAAAAAGUGGCUAUAUUACCAAUGAUUCCCCUACGCUUAUUUACCUCGAGAUGCUCUUUGACAUUUUUACUCUCACAGAACUUUUUCUUUGGCAUGGUUUAUUUCAGUAGUCUUUAUUACAUCCCUUAUUACCUUGAAGUAAUUCGUGGAGAAUCUGUGAUAAUGUCAUCCGUAUAUUUACUGUGCCUAGUAAUACCACAGUCGGUAAUAUCCACGAUUACAGGUCAAAUCAUUUCAAGAACGAAGCAUUACAUUUAUGUCAUUUGGUUUGGAUACAUAUUCUGGACGAUUGCGGUGUGCCUGUUGAAUUUAUGGAGCGUAACAUGCCAUUUCGGUGUUGUCGUAGGAACGCUCAUAAUUAAUGGUUGCGGAACUGGCGCCACAUUUCAACCUACCUUAGUGGCAGCACAGGCACAAUCAUCACGGGAAGAUAGAGCCAUAGUAAUAUCUACACGAAACGUUUUAAGGUCGUUUGGAGGCGCUAUCGGAUUAGCAAUAUGCUCUACAAUUGUGUCAAACACGUACAUUAAGACCUUGACCCAAAACGGUAUCAGUUUGUUUUCGAAAAGCGAAAUAGACGUGUUAAAGACACAAAUCUUUACAUCAGUUGAUUUAAGUAGCUAUUCACCUGAUCAAGUUGACUUCCUGAAGCAUGCAUACAUGGGAGCUUUGAGGAAUGUCUUUUACUUUUGGAUCGGUUCGAUAGCGUACUGCUUGGUAUCAACCUUACCAAUAAAGGAUGAGGGCCUGGACUCAUUUGAUUCAAAGAAAACUGGAGAGAAGUCGCGCACUUGA